AGAAAAUUCUAUAAAGAUGAACUCUGAUUACCAAGAUGUUGUGAAUCCACCUCAGAAGAAUAGGCUCAAACAGAGAGGUUCUAUCAGAAAUUUUGAAAGCCGAAAUAAGAACUAUUUCAGUAAUAAAAAGUUCUCCAAUAUGUCCAGAGAGGAAAGCCAGGAGAAAAUUGAGUACUAUAAGCAUUUCCUAUCUUCUUUUAAAAAUCGAAAAAAGACUCCAUCCUUAGUACGCAACAAAAAGAUAAUACCAAUGGCUUCUCUAAAGACCACUAUUGCUGGAAAGUUUGGUCCUGCGGUUUGUUCGAACAGGUCAGUUGUACCAACCAAGACUAGUAAAAUCCCCCAAUUUCUUCAUGAAAAUAAUAAAGAAAGAAAAAUUAAAGAUUGAAAAAGUUCUAAUAUCGUAAUCAUAAAUUACAAGAAUUAUGAAUCGGCGUACAAGCCAAAACUGAAGAAUAAGAUAGCCAAUAAAGUUAAAUACUCAACAAACACAGCCUUUGAGGGUCAUGAAGAGGUCCUCCAGCAGCGGGAUGACUUCUGACGAGAAGAAAGUCUGAAAGCCCUAUCUACUCAGGUCAGGCAAAGACAUCCUGAUGAGAAGUUUCCCACCUCUAGAGAUGUAUGUCAAAUUGAAUUUGAGGACUCCUACUGUGCCCCUCUUAAAACAGAGACUGUUGUAAUCAACUCAAGAGAAAUCAAAACUUUAAGGCAAGAUCAGCCUGCUCGGAUUCCUCCUUGGAAGGCAGCCGAGGAUCAAAAACUAUUAAGCCUGUACGAUAAGUAUCCAGAUAACUGGAAGAAGAUAGCUACAUUUCUUCACAGUCGAGAUGGACGAGAGUGAAGAAUGAGAAUCGCCAAAAUAAGUACUCAAGCUAAAGUAAACCAAGGCAGAUGGUCCCUCGAAGAGGUUGAGCAAUUACGAAAAUAUCACCGGGAGUUUGGAAAUAAAUGGGCACAAAUUUCAAAAUAAGAUGAAGACCAGGACAGCUAACCAAAUUAAAGACAAAGUGAAGGAUCUGAACAAAAAUUCUUCUCACAAAGAAAGUUGGAAGCCUAAAAUAAUGUCUAAUUAUCGGACCCAAGAUCAUGCCGAUACUGGGUGUCACGAUAUUGACCCGGUUACUGAUGAUGACUUCACUUCGAAAAUUAACCAAGUUUUUCCUCCUAGAAGAGAUGAAUACAAAGAGGCUCCUAAAAAGCUUGGUAUGAAAAAGGAUCCUUCCUACUUUGAGUUCACUGAUCCCAAUAAUUUUCGUGAAAUGUUUGAAGACUCUCAAAAAGGGGAAAAUACAAACGAUAUUUUUAGAAUUCCGACGGGUUCAGACAAUAACUUCCGUGCAAACAGCAACGAAUUUCUGAGUGUUAGGUCACCAAAGAUUGUCAAAAUGGAUAGUAGGGACCAGUAUGAUGACAUAUUUAAUAAUUCUCUGAGUUCGGCUCAGUAACCCCAUUAUAAGAUCUAGUUUUAUUAAC
Molecule: messenger RNA, 1473 nt
Organism: Moneuplotes crassus
Lineage: Eukaryota; Ciliophora; Spirotrichea; Euplotida; Euplotidae
Source: the annotation of a GenBank genome assembly